AUGAUUCAAGUAGGCCACCAGGCUAGGAUUGGUAGGUUCACAGGCACUGUCAAAUUUGUAGGCGAGACCGAAUUUGCCAAGGGCGUUUGGUGUGGUAUCGAACUGAAUGAUAAAUCCGGCAAAAAUGAUGGCUCUGUGAAUGGGAUCAGGUAUUUCGAAACUGUAAAGAAAGGUGGGUUUUAUGGGCUCUUCGCAAGACUGGAAGCGGUUCAUGCUGUUGGAGAAGAUUUCCAGGAUGAGGAAACACCAAUUGAUGGUGAAUCAAGUGUAAAACUCCGAAAUUUGGUGGUGAGAUUGCAGGACAAACUCUACGAGAUUCAUAGCAGGUACAAAGAGCUAGAGUUGAAAGUCCAGCGUAGCAGACAUUUGGAGCUGGAAUUGGAGGCAUGUGUCAUGGAUAAGGAAGCACAGCAGUUGGAAAUUGAGGAGUUAGCCGAUGAACUUGCCAGGCUGAAAAAAAAGCAUAAAGAUUCACUUAGUCACAUACAUGAGCUUGAUGAAGAAAUCAAUCUGCGGAGAAGUAUCGAUCUUGAAGAAUGGAAUGCACAAGCGUCCUCAGAAACUCUGUGGAAACGUAAUAAGCUUCUGGAAUCGACACUUUUUAAGCUUCAAAGUGCCCUAGAAAAUUCACGUCAGCGAAAUGAGGAGCUCGGAAAGCAAAACGAGGUCAUUACCCGCGAGCACAGAACGGUGAGGGAUGAGUUGGAAAAUGUCAGCCAAGAAUUGGAAGAUUGUCGUCGCUUGAUAGAAAAUCUCAGCUCCCAAUUGGAAUCCGAAGUGUCUUACGAUCACAUCGUAGACAAGCUUACACAAGAAAAUGCCGAUCUACAGACACAGGUAGAAGAGUACAAGAUGAUCACGGAAGAGCUUCAAGCCGAAUGCGUGAUUGCUAGGGAUCUUGAACAUAUCUACCGUGACCUCGAAGAAGAGCUUUCGGAGCAAUUACGCUGGCUGCGCGAGGACCUUAAAACUGCACAACAGAAAAUGAACGACCUUGAGUUCGAAAAUUCCGAGCUUUCCCAAAAAUUGACAGCCCGCGAUCCAUCCGUAGAACGCCAGUUCCAAGAACUCACGACCCAAAUUGAUGAAUUGCAGCUGAGCCUUCGCCUAAAGUCCCGCGACAACCAAUUUUUAAUGGAGGGCCUAGAUGAUAUAAACUUGAGGCAUCCCAUGCUCGUGUCUCGACAAUUUAAUUUCCUGUCGAGGUUCUUGGGCGAAGGCACGCCUGUAGGCUGCACCAAAGGACUCAAAGCAUCUUUUCUUCUUGAACUGGCAGCCCAAUUCUAUAUGUCAACAGCUCGUACGAACAAGCUUACCAAAUCAAACGCAUCAGAUCUCCAAUUCUUCACCGCAGAUCAAAUCGAAGGCUGGAAGAAUACUAUUAUCCGAAAUGAGUUUCCGGAUGAGCUUUUAACCUUGGGAAUGCGUCCAUACCUUGAUCUAAGGGAUUCUAUUUCGAGUACCGAUGCUUUGAUUCUUUUCCAAACGUUGCAGAAAGCAUCGACAGACUUGCUAAGUUCAGGUCGUGAUUUUGUUGGCGCACUGCGACUGAGCCUUUCCCAAUUGAUCGCGCUUUGUGACACAAAGUUAGAAUCAGUACCGGAAGGGGCCAUGGCAUUUGUUGAAAAGCACCAAGUUUUCGACUUACUCGCGUCCUUCUUUGAACAAGUUAUAUGCUGCUUAGAUUUCGAUGAUAUUGAGCAAGGAAAAAUGUUGAACUCUAUGGAAAAUCUUCUCAGCACAGUUCGCCAGCUCGAGGUAAUUGUGAAGUUUGAUCAUGAUCAGGAUCAGUCUGAAGGUUUGCAAAAUCAUACUAAAACCGAGGCUCCAGGCAAGACGAAUGAAAGCGAGUUAAAACUUUUGGAAAUGCGAGAUGUGAUCUCCGCUAAACAGUCUAGCAUCGAGGAGUUGACUCUGAAGCUCAAGUUUUUUGAAAAUAAACUAGAGCGACAAAAACUGCAAGAGGAUGUCGUUUUCAAACUUCAGACUGAGUUGUCGGCUCUCAAAUCAUCUGAAAAAUUAUUACAGUCUUCAGUUCGUAGUCUAGAGGCUGCCAAUCUAGGAAUGCAAGAAAAUCUAGAUGUUGAACGCAUCAAGCACAGAUUUCUGUUUCCUACUGAGAAGCUUGUUAAUCUGGCCAAGGAAACAGAUGGUGUUGAUCGCUUCAAACUGACCUGCCAAAUUAAUGAUCUGAAAGCAGUGAUUUCAAGUAGGCAAGACACACAAGACGUCUUGAAUGAAAAUCUGUGGCUCGAAACACCUUUGUGCUCGAAAGACGCAUUUGUGGGAACGAAUUUCUUCAACGAAUUAGAGCUGGCUCGCAAUAACUAUUCGCAGUUUUUAGAGACAGCUGACGUUGUGCCCAUUACGCUUGGAUCCUACAAAAGCAGUUCACUUGGUUAUUUUUGCAGAAGACUUGAUGAGAAGAAGGCUCUUUUGGAAAGUCAACUGUAUAAAUUAAGUGAUAUGUAA
This is a messenger RNA of Lachancea meyersii CBS 8951, 2472 nucleotides long. NCBI's taxonomy places the organism in Eukaryota, Fungi, Ascomycota, Saccharomycetes, Saccharomycetales, Saccharomycetaceae. The record is from the annotation of a GenBank genome assembly.